Messenger RNA from Strongylocentrotus purpuratus (purple sea urchin), 1277 nucleotides. RefSeq lists its product as uncharacterized. NCBI's taxonomy places the organism in Eukaryota, Metazoa, Echinodermata, Echinoidea, Camarodonta, Strongylocentrotidae. The transcript is spliced from 2 exons. The record is from RefSeq and is a predicted model, not a curated record. Bases 543 to 1262 code for a protein of 239 amino acids.
UCGAUUAUUCGAGUUAUCGAAUCAGCGCAUUUGUGAGAGAAUGCAACGUAAACAAUAUAGUUCAGGGUCAAAGUUGUUUACGCUAGCAAAGUGCAGAAAGGUCAAAAGAGAAACUAUUAGUUAAGCGCAUCGCGCGCGAUACCGGUAAAGUGCGCGCAUUCCAAGUUAGCAUGCGCGGCACAACAACUGAAUUCGUCUCACAUACUCAACAAGUUCCACUGGGGUUGGAUGUUUUUCUUUUAGUUCUCCCAGAUUUUAGGAACAGGAAUAUUCACGUAGGAACAGGAAUAUACACGUAGACCUAUACUUUUUAGGUGUCUACACUUGAACAAUUUUAUUACCAAGACAACUUUUACCGUGCUGGCUCGUCGAGGAUGGUUUAGCCCACACUAUCGCCUGGUAUAACUCUGGAAGUGAUUAUUCUGGAUACAUAAACUAAAGGGGAUCUAUAGAUCUAGACUCUAGAUCAAGUCUAGAUCUAGCCUACUCUAUAAACUAAACCGGACUAUCGCGCUCGAUCAAGCCCGAACUUGACAGUGACAAUGGGGAAGAAAAGAGGCGGGCAGACGACUAAACGCAAAGAUCGCGAGACCAGAGCAUCAACACGGAAUGUUAGUGUUACCACAGGACCCAGCACGAGAGUGACAAGGCCUAGAUUUAGUACUACUAGCUCUAGGCCUACUAGUAGUAGGAGAGGGAGAUACACGUCAAGGUCAAUGCCAAGGGAGUCGGUGUCGCAAGAUCAGCCAGUGACCGGCCCAGGGACGGUGGAGCAGGCGCCUGCAGCCCAGGCAGCAACACCCAGUCAGUCGUCGGGACGACCCUCGGUCGUGACACAACCGGGUACUCGAGCCCAACGGUUGUGGCUAUUGGGGGAUAGCUUCGUCAGGAGAGCCGGCGAGAGGGCAUCCUGGACAGGCAACCACAACCUGGGAGUAAAUGCAAGCGAGGUUAAAUGGUUUGGCAGAGGCGGCCUAACCCUACACGAAUUUCCGAGAGCUCUCCAGGACUUACUAAGGUACAACCCAGCUCCUACCAUCAUGAUCAUUCACGUGGGUUCGAACGACCUCGGCCGCUAUGGAGCCAAGCAAUGUCGACAGGCAUUAGAUGAUGCCCUCACCACAGCCCGGGACUUAUUACCGGGGUGCCAUAUUUAUUUUUCAAGCAUAAUACCUCGUUUGUUCUACUAUGGAUAUGGCCGUACAGUGCAUUCGCAAUUAGCGAUUAAUAAGGUGAGGAAAUCCCUGAACAAAUAUGGUUGAAGAAAGAUCAGGCGC